UCCCCGCUCUUGCUAUAAUGGCUGUUAAAGCGUUUGUUCUCGUUCUACCCGAGUAAUUGCCCUGUUUUUUCCGUCAAAAUACUCACAAAUAUUCUCUAAUUAAUUGUGUGACUGCCCCCGCUCAGGUAAUGUGAUCGUUCCCCAGAAAAUCAUCAAAUAUCAGAGGAUAGAGAACUCGAGAGCAAGACAUUCCUCACUCACCAAAAAAAAAAUGAGUGACCUGAUAGACCUCUCCAGUCCAGAAGACAAGAGGCUGCGUCCAGCGCUCCCCUCGCCCUUGAUCCCGUCACCAGCCACCGACACUCCUCAGCCCUCCUCAGGCCUGAAUAUCUCUGACUCCCGGAGAAGCCUGGACAAUAACCCCUUCGACAUGGUCCUCCGAAAGACCUCAGAAUAUGUCAGCAAGUCGUCAGAUCCCUUCGAAAUAGUCUUCGAGAAGGCAACGUCAAAGCGUCUCUCAGAUCCUCUCAAGCUGAACAAGACCCUGGACGAGUCCCAGCUGAAUAUCACCCACAUGGUGGCCAAUGACCCGAGUGAUCACGUGCCUUCGAUCCUCGUGGAGCCCGCGAGCCCCGGGAACCUCUCGAUCCUCAAUGUAUCAGCCAUGAACGACAGCUUUCGGACAUUCUCAGAUCGCUUCAGCCUCUCUGGUACCCCAGGUGCCCUGGAAAAGUCGAUCCUCGACAAUUCAGCUAUGAACGACACCCUGUCGAUAUCCGAUGGGAGCUCGGACGACUGUUUCCUCAAAUCCUUCAUCGCCCAUAGGGUCUCCAUGUGCAUCAAGAAGGGAACUCUCGAGGCAGAACUGGAUGACACCAGGAGUAAGGGCCAUAAACUGAGAAGAUCCUUCUCUCAAGGGGACAAGCUCAGCCCCAGGAAGAUUAGGAAGAGGUCGACGUCAAUCAUCGGCGGCCGAAAGGAUUCCGAUUACUCAAUGACGUCUAUUCUCUUUGAGGAUCCACUCAACCUGGCCUUCGUGGCUACUGGCAAGGACAACUACUCCAGCGUCAGCGAUUACUCGGAGCUAUCCAGCAUCACCAGGAUAAACUCGGGAGCUUCUGGUGGGAGUUUCUACUCCGGAAAGUCCAGCAAUGACAGCGCUAAUAGAGGAUUUAUUGAGAGUAGUGGCGUCAGCGGGUCGAGGGGGUCUGAGGAGGGCUUUGGAGAACUUAUCUCCCGAUUCAAGAGCUGGAAAAUGAAGUCGUCUGUUGGCGAGGACGGUGCGGGGAUCCGGGGGGCCAGCGUUGGGGAGGACGACGUCUUUCUUGAGGAUCAGGGUGACAAGAAGCUGGGUAUCUUUUCACAGGCGAAUAUACUCGCCAGGACUUUUGGAGAACUCGCUGAAACGUCGACGAGAGGAUCGAGCAGUAGUGGAGACCUGCUGAGCACUCGUCUCCCCAGCGACUUCCAACUAUCCCCCGAGACCUCCACGAGCUGUCCCACCCUGACUGAACGUUCCACUACGCACGUAAGAUCCCAUUCCCCACCAGAAACUUCAUCCCGAAAUUCUUCGAACUCUUCCAAAACGUCCCCUGAGAAGAAGAGAGAAGCAGCAGCAAAUCUGCUUCGUGAUCUCCAGACAGUGGUUGAAACUGAGCAAAAUCCUGAGGUAAGGAAGCUUCUAAAGGACCUGGAGGCAGCCUUGGGGGUGGAGUCGCAUGAACAUUCCAAUUCGACACAACAGAAGGCAAAAUCUCCACUAAAAAUUCCCAAACAAGAGUCUCCGAGGAAAAAAACCAUCAAACCUUCAAUUAAAAAUAAAAGAAUGACUGAGGAAUCUCCAGAAACCUCCCAACAUAUGCCUCCGAGAGAUAAGACUGCGAAAUAUUCAAAUAAAGAAAAAACAAUGGCCGAAGAGUCCCCAGAAGGUCCCAAGCAAGAAACUCCAAGUAAAAAGACUGCCAAAUCUUCAAAUAAAAAUAAAAAAAUGGUUAAAGACCAAUCAGAAGAUCUUCAGAACGCCCCGGAAGAAAAAUCUCACCCCUCAGUCUCAAAAAUCAACGAAAAAUCCCAGGAAGUUGGAGACACCUUCCAAGAACCUUCCCAGGUCGCCGAAAAAUCUGAAUCAUCAAGAGAGGCAAUAACUGUGGAGGAUUCAGAAGAAAGCGAUAAAUCCUCAUCGAUGAAUCAGGAAUCAGAGGCAAGUACAGAGGACAAUACAGAGUCUGGGCUGGAUCCCCAGCUGGAAAGCGCCAACAACUUGAACGUGAAUUUCAUAGGCAAGUCCUCCUCGAAGGAGGUCCCAGAAUUUGCCACUCAACAAUCCUUCACAACCCAAAAGCUGAUCCUGGACAUUCAGCUGGCGCUGGGCAAGCUCCUAGAGGACUGCAAGGACGAGCCGGCACUGGUCCUGGAGAACCUGAACAAAGUAUUAACCCCAAAGCUCGAAAGGCGUCCAAUAUCUCCGAGAAAAUCGAAUCUUCCCAGUCGUGGCUUAAAGUCUCUGGAUCACCAUUCCCCGGAGUCGCAAAAUCUCUCCCAGAAGGCAUCGUGGAAGGGCCUGCCCUCGAGGCCUCGUUCCUCGAUGUCUCACGCUGGUGAUAACUCCUGGGGCUCAGUUUCCAAAGGACUGAUCAGCCCCAGAAAAUACAGAAGAAACACUAGUGAUCCAGGACUUGUCGAUGUAACCGUGGAGAAGACAGUGGAGGUGAACGUGAAGAUAAAAUCAACCCUUCCAGUGGGUGACAAAGCAAAGCUGAAGAAGAAAAACGACCCUGUGGGGACGAAGAAGGGCCCCAUGAAGGCCCUGGUGCCCCUAGGGAACAUGCAGAGACCUGGGGCACGUGGAGCACCUGGUACGCCACCAAAGAGGCAUAAAGCCUCCUCGCCCAUGAAAAUUGCAACCAGCACUCCCGAUCCUAGUCCCAUUGUCCUUGGGAAGAAGGGGAAAGUGAAACCAGUGGCUUCGUCAACUCCAGACGUUGCCAGUAAGGAUAGGAGCAGCAGGAGCCACAUUCCACAGAGUCCCAGGAAGAAUAUCAACUGGAAUAUUUCUCCGGUCACGCCAAAUUCCAAGGGCAGUGCCAGUGGAGUGUUUGCAGAAACUGAUGUCGUUCAGACUCCGAAGAAAGUAGAGAAGGGCUUGAAGAGCAGUUCCCCGGUCAUUGCGGGGCUGACCAAGGUCAAGGAGAGGAUCAUCCGUGGAAGGAGGUCUGAGCCUGUCCGCGGAUCUCCCAAGACUGAGGAGAAGGGAGGGGAUAAUUGUGGGAGUCCUCUAAAAGAGAACAAUGUGAUAAAGACCAAGCCAUUGAACCUGACGCCGAAGUUUCGUCGUCGAAGUGGCAGUCUCGGAAGCAUCGAGAAGGAAAAUAAAUUUUUGAAUCACAAAGUUUGAGAGGAAGUAAUCAAAUAUGUCAGCGUUCACUAACACCCGAAUUCACAUGAAUUAUUAUGAUUUUUACGGUUUUUUACUGAAGUUUUGUAUAAGUCAAUAAAUUAUCUAUAAAUUUUUUAAUCAAAA
Molecule: messenger RNA, 3460 nt
Organism: Diachasmimorpha longicaudata
Lineage: Eukaryota; Metazoa; Arthropoda; Insecta; Hymenoptera; Braconidae
Exons: 3
Coding region: 212-3334 (1040 amino acids)
Source: RefSeq, a predicted model, not a curated record